GCCGCUCUUAUGCAAACCUCGACAGAUUUUAUAUCUAAAUCUAAAAGAGAAAAAUGCUGGAAAUCACGUGAUGCCUUUUGGGAAUGUGUUACUGAUGUAAUCGCGAAAAAUUCAGAACCUGAUGACAAGUUGAUAAGAAAACAAUGUACCAAACAAAGAAAACUUUACGAAGAAAUGUGUCCACGAAUAUGGGUCGAUUUUUUCGAUAAGAAGAAAGAUUUUGAACUUUUCAAGGCCAAGAAAUUUGAGAAGGAGUUGUUACAUAGCACGGGUUCACAGCGUUAGUGAUUGCACUUGGUAUUUUGAAGAUUUUAUCACUAAACAACAUGAAUCGCAAAACCAUUGAGAAAUGAAGAAUGCCGUCCAAUACAAAUAUAAAACGUCAGAAAUUCCUACUCACUUCUUCCGAUGGUAUUCAAUUAAAACUUGGUUUGAAGCAAGUGGGGCAACACUCAUCUAAUGAUUCUAAAUAUGAUGAUUAACGUCUUCAUAUCUCCCACCUUGUAUCAUACGACCAUUACUAAAUAUUAUCAGUGUAUAGCUCUCUCAGUCUCUACUUAGGAAAAUAAUGGAUCAGAACGAACCAAUCAAGCUUCGACACUGAACUCAACACCACGUCUUACACUAUUUGUGCAGUCUCAGUUACCCAAAGUCCCUCCCAACUGUACUUACAAAUCCGCAUAAUGUUAGGAAGUAAGCGAGAUCUAUCUAUUCCUCUUAGAAUGUUUUGCAUAUCUGCAGAUCAGGUUCCAGGUAGUUUACAAGUGCGAUUGUACACUACCCGAAGAUAUUACUUUGUAUUCACUAUUUUUAGUAGAUUGGAAUCCAGAAAACUUCUGCAUAUAAAGUGAAACAGUUGUCAACCCAAUAUUGCUUAAUUAUAACAAUGAGCAUUUUGAAGAUAUAUUAAUUUCACCGGACCUUUUUUAUGAUUCUUUUUCCUCUACAUAUGAGUAAAAACUUUGCUACUAUUAGAAAAACUGUUAAAAGCAUAUAUGAUAUGUUGUACAAUCUUCCAAAUCAUUUAUAAAUGUAAAGCACAUUGAUUCUAUAAAUUGCUUACUUUGUUUUAUGAAUACGGAAUGUCUUCACAAGAGAUACUAUCUAUAUUGUGUGAGUCUACUAAUAAAUAUUACUGCUUUCUCUUA
Messenger RNA from Schistosoma guineensis, 1148 nucleotides. Lineage: Eukaryota; Metazoa; Platyhelminthes; Trematoda; Strigeidida; Schistosomatidae. The record is from the annotation of a GenBank genome assembly.